Molecule: messenger RNA, 1910 nt
Organism: Paramecium pentaurelia
Lineage: Eukaryota; Ciliophora; Oligohymenophorea; Peniculida; Parameciidae
Source: the annotation of a GenBank genome assembly
UAUGAUGUAAAACUUAUUUUUAAUUGUAGCUAAAUGCCAGAAUCAUAAUUGGGAUCAGUUAGGAUGAGACCCUCGUAAAUUCAAAUAGAAGACGAUUAACAAGUGUCAACUAGAAGAAGAAAUUUUUUAUCUCCAACAUUUAGUUAAAACCUACCCCUUUUUAGAGAAUUGUAUGAAGUAUUUAAAUAACAAUAGAUAAUCAAGAUAAGUAUAAAAUAGGGAACAAGAUUAUUCAAACAGCAUUAUUACUCUUACAGAUGACAAGGUAUUCAAAAUACAAAUUAGGUAAUCUCUUGUCAUGCUUAAAUGAUCAAGUCUCUUAUGUUCAAUCUAUUUCUAUAAGCUUUCUUUGUUAAUUAUUUUACUUAUAUGCAUUGGAAAUAUAGUCAUCGAUAUGUGCUCUUAUAAUUGUGGAUAUAGGACUUAAUAACAAUUUUUAUUCUGAUAUACUAUAACUAUAGAAAAGGAGAUGAUUGCAUUUGGUAACUCAUAGAAACCAUGUUUUUAUUCUUCUUUAAAGUAUGCAUCAAUUUUUUAAUAGAUAUUCAUUGUAUUUUAUUAUGAAGUCUAAGAAUUCAAAAUCUAUUUCAUCACUAUUAUGAUGUUAGCAGUUUCAUCUUUACUCCUAAUUAUGAAACUGGUUUAAAAAAUCAAAGCACCAACAAAGACUAGUACUGCAUUAGUAAAAUAAUUAUAUAUAUUGAGAUAUUAUAAUUCCUAAAAAGUAUGUGUUGUCUCCAACUUUUGUUAAUUACACUUAAAUGGGAAUCAAAGAUUUCUUGGUCUUGGAUCUAGAUCUUUCUCUUAUUAUGGGUUUUUCUUGUAGUUUGUGCAUUAUUAUUAUUCAUCUCAUUCGUCAGUUGCAUUGAAACAUUAGUUAACAUCAUCAAAAAAAAAUAGCAAUGUCAUUACUGUAUAUAUUUAAGUAUUUGUUAGUGGCAGGAAACUUAUGGAUAUUUAUAAUGCUCAUUGGAUUUACAUUGUUUCCUUUUUUGUUUAUUUUAAGAACAGCUGAAUUUUAUGAGGGUAAUCAAUUAAUUAGCCUUACUGAAACUGCUAAAUAUAUAGUAGUGAUCACAUUGUUUUCAUUAUUUCUUCUCAUUUUCACACUUUGUUUUUACAGAUAAAUUAAGUAAUAUUAUUCAAUAUUUUCUUAGAGCUUAUUUAAAAGAUGUUUAAGGAAUCUCAGAUUAGAAUGAUAUUGAUUAAUAAUAAACAGUACAAUCUCCAAAUUCAAGAUAACUUAAUUCUCCACACUAAACAAAGAAACUAGAAUUUGUGAAGUUAGGAAUCCCUUUAUAUCUGAUAAAAUUAUCUUGUACUUACUUUGCUGUUCUUGAUAAAGCUUCUUUUGAAUUCAAAAAAAGACAAAAAUCUCAUUAAGAUUUAGAAUCGGGUAGAUCUAAUCUAUAAGGUUCAACAAUGAGAGAAACUUGGAAAAAAAUACUCUAAAAGCCUGCAGCCAGUAAUUCCAUGAUUAUCAAUAAAAAAAAAGAUGAACUUGAUUUAGAUAUACAAAAACCUGCUAUUACUGAUAAUGGUAUUAAAUAAACCAUUUAAUUUAAGUAAAAGUAAAAAGAGAAGAAAUUCCAGUUACUGUUUCAAAAUAAGAAUAAGAAGAAGAACCAGUUCGGUCUAUCAAAUCUAUUAAAUCUGAUGGUGAAUCAAGUGAGAAUUAAGAAAAAUGUCUUGUUUGCUAUGAAAAUACUCCAAAUAUAGUUUUUGUACCAUGUCGUCAUGGAGGCAUCUGUUAACAGUGUGCUGAAGAUGUGAUAUAAAAAUCAAAUGAGUGCUAUUUAUGCAGAAAAGUAAGAAUUUUAAUAAAAACUUAGACUAUAAACCAAAUUUUGAAAGUAUAAAAAAAUGUUAAUAAAUAAUUGGAAGUCAAAGAGGCAUCAAUGUUGGGCUGA